Molecule: messenger RNA, 1596 nt
Organism: Castor canadensis (American beaver)
Lineage: Eukaryota; Metazoa; Chordata; Mammalia; Rodentia; Castoridae
Gene: Mmp13
Product: matrix metallopeptidase 13
Biological process (GO): proteolysis; extracellular matrix organization; collagen catabolic process
Cellular component (GO): extracellular matrix
Molecular function (GO): zinc ion binding; metalloendopeptidase activity
Source: RefSeq, a predicted model, not a curated record
CAGCACAGACCUGCAAGAUGCACCCAGGUGUCCUGGCUGCCUUCCUCCUCUUGAGCUGGACUCAGUGUGGGUCCCUGCCGCUUCCCAUUGGGGACGACGACGAUGAUUUGUCUGAGGAAGACUUCCAGUUUGCAGAGCACUACCUGAAAUCAUACUACCAGCCUCCGAAUCUUGCGGGAAUCCUGAAGAAGUCAUCAGGAAGCUCCAUGGUUGACAGACUGAGAGAAAUGCAGUCUUUCUUUGGGUUGGAGGUGACAGGAAAACUUGAUGAUAAUACCUUAGAUGUCAUGAAGAAACCAAGAUGCGGGGUCCCCGAUGUGGGUGAAUACAAUGUUUUCCCUCGAACCCUCAAGUGGUCCAAAAUGAAUUUAACCUACAGAAUUGUGAAUUACACUCCUGAUAUGACACAUUCAGAAGUGGAAAAGUCAUUCAAAAAAGCCUUCAAAGUCUGGUCCGACGUGACACCUCUGAAUUUCACCAGACUCCAUGAGGGCACUGCUGACAUCAUGAUCUCUUUUGGAACUAAAGAGCAUGGUGACUUCUACCCAUUUGAUGGACCCUCUGGUCUGCUGGCUCAUGCUUUUCCUCCUGGACCAAACUAUGGAGGAGAUGCCCAUUUUGAUGAUGAUGAAACCUGGACGAGUAGUUCCAAAGGCUACAACUUGUUCCUUGUUGCAGCCCAUGAGUUUGGUCACUCCCUAGGUCUUGACCACUCCAAGGACCCGGGAGCACUCAUGUUUCCCGUCUACACCUACACUGGAAAAAACCACUUUAUGCUUCCUGAUGAUGAUGUACAAGGAAUUCAGUCCCUCUACGGUCCAGGAGAUGAAGACCCCAACCCUAAACAUCCUAAAACUCCAGACAAAUGUGACCCUGCCUUAUCCCUUGAUGCCAUAACCAGUCUCCGAGGAGAAAUGAUGAUCUUCAAAGACAGAUUCUUCUGGCGUCUGCACCCUCAGCAGGUAGAUGCAGAGCUGUUUUUGACAAAAUCAUUUUGGCCAGAGCUUCCCAACCGUAUUGAUGCUGCGUACGAACACCCUUCUCAUGACCUUAUCUUCAUCUUCAGAGGUAGAAAAUUUUGGGCUCUUAAUGGAUAUGACAUUCUGGAAGGUUAUCCCAAAAAAAUAUCUGAGCUGGGAUUUCCAAAAGAGGUCAAGAAGAUAAGUGCUGCUGUUCAUUUUGAGGACAUGGGCAAGACUCUCUUCUUCUCAGAGAACCAGGUCUGGAGGUAUGACGACACUAACCAUGUUAUGGAUAAAGACUAUCCCAGACUCAUAGAAGAGGACUUCCCAGGAAUUGGUGACAAAGUAGAUGCUGUUUACGAGAGAAAUGGUUAUAUCUAUUUCUUCAACGGACCCAUCCAGUUUGAGUACAGCAUCUGGAGUAACCGUAUCGUCCGUGUCAUGCCAGCAAAUUCCCUACUGUGGUGUUAGUGUCUCCUAAGACUUUUUAUUUAAAUUCUGGAGCGCAGUUUGGAUAAUAUGCUCUCCAGAAAGGUGGGUGUGAGGGGAGGAGAAGUGUCAGGGGAAAGCUUAGCUCUGUGAGCAAGCUGCAGUAAGUUAUCUUUGACUAUGAGUGGCUGGAACCACACUGAAG